Aureococcus anophagefferens is the source of this 2418-nucleotide messenger RNA. RefSeq lists its product as hypothetical. The coding region runs from base 1 to 2418 and encodes 805 amino acids. Lineage: Eukaryota; Pelagophyceae; Pelagomonadales; Pelagomonadaceae. The transcript is spliced from 3 exons. The record is from RefSeq and is a predicted model, not a curated record.
AUGCAGCGGCUCGCGCCGCUGGAGAGCCCGGACAAGGCGCGGGCGCCGGCGAGCCCCGAGGUCAAGGCCUUGAGCCCCCUGCCGGUUGAGCACACGGCGGCCGCACCCAGCGAGACGGCGGCCGCACCCAAGCCGCAGCCCCAGACCCGCCGCGACGCACCGACGCCGCAGCCCGAGUCCCGCGGCCGCGCGCACGCGCGGUGGUCGGCCAUCACCGUGGCGUCGGCCGUGGAGCGGGUCUGCAAGGACCUGGGCCUCGUGUCCGUCGCGGGCGAGUUCUACGAGCACGGCGUCACGGGCGACGUGCUGCCGUUGCUCACGCUCGACGCGCUCCGGGAGAUGGCCCACGAGGAGGACGGCGUCAAGGACCGCCACAGCGAGCUGACGAAGGUCGGCAGCCGCCUGCGGAUCCGCGAGGGCCUCGCGGCGUUCGUCGCGCGCCACGGCGACGUCGACGGCGCGGCGCUGCGCGACGGCGUCCUCGGGGGCGCGACGUUCCUCGUGCCCGACUCGUCGCGGUCGCCCAUGACGCGCUACGCCGAGCACCCGUCGAACGCGACGUCCGCGAAGUUUCGGAUCGCGUGCCGCGCCGUGCGGGGCCUCCUGCAGGCGGAGCAGGCCGCGCCCGCGCUCCAGCUCAUCCGCCGCAAGCCCGAGCAGGGCGCGAGCCGCAAGCCCAAGCAGGUCUUCGUGCCCGUCUUCAUGACGCUGCUGAUCAAGAAGCUCGUCGAGGUCGACGAGACGUCCAUCGCGCUCGUGGGCACGCUCAUCCAGCGGCCCCUCGUCUACGACCUGGAGCGGCUCAAGCGCGUCGGCGAGGCCGAGGAGACGACGCGGCCCUUCUUCCAGAUGCGCAUCAACGAGGGCGAGGACGACGACGCGAAUCUCGUGCUGCGGAAGACCGUGCCCCAGUUCGUCGACGGCGCCGAGGCCGGCGAGGCCUACUUCGCGUCGUCGUCGACGUUCGUCGCGAAGAUGCCCCUGAAGCUCAACUCCAUCAUCUCGUCGCACCCGUUCCACGUCGUCUCCGCGUCGACGCUCCUGGAGCUGACGUCGUUCACGGGCCACUUGGACGGCGCGGACCAGGGCAGGACAAGAGAGCGAAAUUCCAAACUUCAAAGCCUCAUAUCUCGGCCGUUUUCUACUCGCGCGGACGGCGCGCCCUUCGAGUGCCGGCCGAACCUCCUCGGCCACGUGGAGGACCUGCGGAACUUGGUGUCCGUGCGCGACUGGUCGACGUCGGCCCUCGACGAGAUGCGGUCCUGGAACAUCAUCAACACGAGCCCGUGCAUCGAGUACGUCGUCGACGGCAAGCACGACAAGGGCUACUACUGCCCGAAGGUCCGCGUGACCUUCUACCUCCGGCGGGCCUACAUCCAGCCCUUCAUCGAGAGUCUGAUGCCCGUCGUCUUCGCGAACAUCGCGCUCACGCUGCUGGUCAUGCGCAAGACCCAGAUCGACCUCGGCGACCGCCUGGGCAACGUCGUCGCGAUCGGGCUGACGAUCGUCUUCGUCGUCCCGCAGCUCUCGAGCUCGCUGAGCUUCCAGCCGAAGAUGCAGCUCAACCACGUCUACGUGGUCUGGAUCUACAUGGCGCUCAUCGUCGUGCUGCUCUACAGCUUCGGCAUGAGCAAGGCCAGCCACUUCGCGCGCCGGCAGGGCGACGUCCGCGACUGCCUGCUCGUCAUGCUCUGGGGGAACCUCGUCAUCCCCUUCACGAACUUCGUGCGCUACGCGCUCUUCGUGCGGCUCCUCGAGCGGGAGCCGCGCGCGGUCGCGAACCCGAUGACCUUCAACGGCCGCGUCGGCGAGGUCUCGGAGGUGCUGAGCCGCGACCCGGAGGCGAACACGCGGCGGCUCCACCUCAGGCUGCCCAAGCGCGCCGCGAAGGCGCCCGCGGCGGCCAAGAAGGUCGCGCCGGGGGGCCUGGCGUACGCCGACGAGCUCCUCGCGGGCAAGCAGUCCAAGGGCAAGAACACGGCCGGGUCGGCGAUCCGCUUCUCGGACCUCGCGACGUUCUUCAAGCCGCCCGAGGCGGGCGAGACGCGCGUGUCGCCGAACCCGGCGCUGCUCCACAUCCCCGACGACGCGCACCCGAACAAGCGGCACUUCGGCCUCGCCUACGCCCAGGGCGACGCGGCGCCCUGGCGCUUCUACACGGCGACGAAGGCCAUCACCUGCGGCCUGCCGGCGUUCAUCAUGAGCCACGUGCCCUGGGCCGAGCUCCUCCGCAUCUCGAUCUGCGGCUCGGGGUCGACGCCCUGGUACCGGCUCCCGCACCAGUCCGUGGCCAUCCUGCCCACGGUCGCGAGGGCCGUCGCCGACGAGGCCGCCGCCGUCGCCGGCGGCUUCUGCUCGCUCCGACGCGUCGACUCCCACCGCGCGGAGGCCAAGGCCGAGGCGCCGUCCGGGUCCUAA